Laetiporus sulphureus 93-53 is the source of this 474-nucleotide messenger RNA. RefSeq lists its product as uncharacterized. Gene Ontology annotation, biological process: double-strand break repair via homologous recombination. Gene Ontology annotation, molecular function: ATP hydrolysis activity; ATP binding. The record is from RefSeq and is a predicted model, not a curated record. Gene Ontology annotation, cellular component: Smc5-Smc6 complex. The annotation marks the transcript as partial. NCBI's taxonomy places the organism in Eukaryota, Fungi, Basidiomycota, Agaricomycetes, Polyporales, Laetiporaceae. The transcript is spliced from 3 exons.
CUCGGGUGUGCUGGUGAGGUCAGAAUCAGCGCGCACGAAGACUAUGAUCAGUGGGCGAUAGACAUCUUUGUCAAGUUCCACAAUGAGGAGAAGCUGCAGCUUCUGACAAGGGAGCAUCAAUCAGGAGGCGAACGCUCACUCAUGACGAUCUUGUACUUGAUGAGCUUGAUAGAGGAGGCUCGUGCACCGUUCUCUCUCGUCGACAAAAUUAAUCAGGUGCAUUGCUUCAUCGGUAUGGAUCAACACGCCGAGUGUGCAAUUCAUAACUCCCUGGUUGAAUUAACCUGCAAGGCCGAUAGUGGGCAAUACUUCAUCAUCACACCCAAGCUGCUGCCUGAUUUUGACUACGCAGAGUGUAUGAAGGUACUAUGCAUGAAUAAUGGUGAGUGGCUGCCAGAUGAGAUGUGGGGCGACAACAUGAUGAACAUGAUCGAGGCGUACGUGAAGCACAACCACUCCAAGGGGUUCAUGUAG